Messenger RNA from Centruroides sculpturatus (bark scorpion), 2914 nucleotides. RefSeq names its product retinol dehydrogenase 14-like. NCBI's taxonomy places the organism in Eukaryota, Metazoa, Arthropoda, Arachnida, Scorpiones, Buthidae. The record is from RefSeq and is a predicted model, not a curated record. The transcript is spliced from 8 exons. Bases 1640 to 2611 code for a protein of 323 amino acids.
CUAUAAUCUAAGUACUGAAGGGCUUUGAACUUAAAUUUUAACUAUCGUAACAGAUAGUGCUACCAAAAUUUUAAAUGUUGUCGGGAAAGUCGAACAACUCGUUGCUGGUUUAUCCAUGUAGCAAUAACGUUUGAAUGAUCUCACAAACGUCGCAAAACAAUUUUCUACAAAAUGUGUAAAAAAUUUAAAAGGAAAGACCAUCCAAACCAACCCUGAUCAACGAGGUUUGCGUGUUUUAGUUGUAGGUUUAUAGUAAUGUUAGCAGAAGGCCAAAUAAUCUAGUCUUUCUGAUCUGUUUUUUUUGGGGGGGUGUUAAGCUAUUAACGUCCAAAAAUAAUAAUUCUCUAUCAACAUUGUUGUUAGUUAUACCAACUGCAUAGAAAUUCGAUUUAUAAUUGAUAGAAUUCGUCGAAAUUCUGCUCAACUCGAUUAUCUUAUAUCGUCUACCAUAAUUAUCGAUCCGCAAAGCGUCUACCAAUCGGGUAACAGUAAAAUCGAGAAGAAUUCUAUUAUGGCUCCCGAUAACGAACACGUACAGGCCAAGUAAUGUUACCAGAGUGCUUUAAAAUCACUAUCACCAAAUACCUACAAGACUUGCAAAGGCUCACUGUUCAAAUUUUCAGGGUACUUGUGUGGAGAUCUUCAAAUGCCAAGCAUGCCUGUACAGUUUCAGAAAUGCUACAUCGUCGAGCUGAAGAAACUGCCCAACAUCUCGGUCGUUCUGACCUAACUGUGAGGAGGUGUUGGUGGCAAUUGUGCAAAUUGAGCAAACUGUGAGGUUCUGAGAACACACGGCAAGCAAGCUCUGGAUACCCCAGACAGAAACUACCAGGAGAGAGGAUCACCUGCUCAUGACAAAACAUGAAUAAUUGCAAUAGUUUCUUUGUAGAGAUGCUGUGACAGAUGCAUGAACUGCUAAGGCAGCAUAUCAUAUAUCGUUGGUGCACAAGAAUAGUGACACAACUUAAAAAUUUUCAAUUUCGAGUUUAUUGUAGAAAUGUGUAGCAAACUCCCCAUUUUUAUGUGGAAGAAUGACAUAUGGGGAGUUUGCUAUAUAUUUCUACAAUAAACUCAAAAUUGGUUGUUGUGUCACUGUUCUUGUGCACCAGCAAUAUAGCAACAAAUCUUGGUUCUGAUUGGAAAAAAAGGAACACCAUGCUAAUGUGGAAGACAACUGAUCGGCAGCAGUGCCUCUACUGCUGUAUGACAGCUGGGGAACCAUCUUGUAUGAUGGUCGGUCACUUCCCUAGUAGUAAUAAUGGGGGCAUAGACAGCAUGGCAGUACAUUCAGGAAAUCCUGUACCCUGAUGAGUUUCCUUUUGUGUUAGAGCUGCAAACAUCCAUUUUCCAGAAAGAUAAUGCUUGGGCCACUUGCAUUUAGGAUUUCUUGGGAAUGUCUCCAAAUUUUCUUUGACUGACUGGUCUCCAGAUUUGUCAUCCAUCGAACAUUUGUGGAAUUGGAUAGAUGCCAAAGUCAGUGUACCCAUGGGUAUAAGGGACCUGGGAGCAGCAGUUGCAACAUCCGUGGGGAAAUCUGUCACAGGAUAACAUAAAAUGGCUUGAUGCUUCCAUGCCCAACUACAUGUAGGACCUUCUCUUGUCUGAAUACAAGCUUAGUGAUAACUGGAAUUAUUCUGAAAUGAAACAGUGUGUCAUCUGGUUGACAACUGGGGCCAUAACAGUAGGAAUUAUCAUAAAAAUGUAUGAUUGGUUUAAAACUGAAAAAUCUUAUAGUUCAGAAACAAUGAAAGGAAAAACAGUAAUAAUAACAGGAGCCAAUUCAGGCAUUGGUAAGGAGACAGCACGAGAGCUAGCCAGACACAAUGCAAAAAUUAUUUUGGCUUGUCGAAGCAUAAAGCGAGGAACAGAAGCUGCUAACGAGAUCAUAACAACAACGGGCAAUUCUAAUGUUGUCGUAAAACUCUUAGAUUUGAGUUCUGUAAAAUCUAUUCAAACGUUUGCUAGAAAAAUUAUAGAAACAGAAGAAAGAUUGGAUGUUCUUAUAAAUAAUGCUGGGAUAGCAGGAUCCUCAGAGCAUGUAUUAACUGAAGAAGGGAUAGAGUUGACUUUGGCAUCUAAUUAUUUUGGUCAUUAUGUAUUAACUUUAUUGUUAUUAGAUCUCUUGAAACAAAGUGCACCUAGUCGUAUAAUUAACGUCUCCUCUCUCAUGUACAAAUGGGCUAAAAUCAAUCUUGAAGAUUUGAAUUUAUUAAACGGUUACCGUCCGUUUAUAGCAUACAAUAAUUCAAAAUUAGCAAAUAUCUUAUUUACAAUAGAACUGAGCAAAAGGCUGGAGGGAACAGGUGUAACUGUCAAUUCUCUUCAUCCUGGACUUGUAAACACAGGCAUAAUGAGAAACAAAGGUGGAUUAAUGGCAAUGAUAUUCAAAAUGAUAUUUUUUCUUUUUGGAAAGAGUGCAGAAGAAGGAGCACAAACUUCUAUAUUUUUGGCUGUAUCAAAAGAUGUUGAAAAAAUAUCAGGAAAACAUUUUGAAAAAUGCAAGCAAGUUCAGUUAUCUUCGAGUGUAAAUUAUGAGUUUUUAGCCAGUAAACUUUGGGACAUAAGUAAAAAUACAUAUGACAGUAUAGAAAAGCAACAGCUACAAAACUAAAGCAAGCAAGAAUAUAAAUUUUGGUAUAAUACAUUUUAUUUGGAUAAAAAGAGAAUUUUAAAAUAAUUUCCCUUUUUAUUUAUAUAAAUUCGAAAAUAAUCAUAGAAAAUAUUUUUUUGUCUUUAAUGCAAUAAAAUACAAACAUGCAUUUUAUCAGGUCAUAUAACAAUAUAAUUUAACAAAUAUAUCAAAAUCUACAUUGCAUCUUAAGCGUAACUAUGAUCAAUGUGGCCAUUUUAAAUAUCCAUUAGAUUUUCAAAGCACCCAAAAAAAACUAUAUUUACAAUAAAAAAGAUAAGAUAU